Molecule: messenger RNA, 1398 nt
Organism: Heterostelium album PN500
Lineage: Eukaryota; Evosea; Eumycetozoa; Acytosteliales; Acytosteliaceae
Gene: cprA
Product: C1 family peptidase
Exons: 4
Coding region: 1-1398 (465 amino acids)
Cellular component (GO): lysosome
Molecular function (GO): cysteine-type endopeptidase activity
Source: RefSeq, a predicted model, not a curated record
AUGAGAUCUGUUAUUAUCUUGACAGUACUUUUAUUAGUUUCUAUGGCUGCUGCCAAGAAAUUGUCAUUGGAGGAAACCCAAUUCCGUCAAUUCCAAAUCAAAUAUAACAAGCAAUACACUUCAUCAGAGUAUGCUGAACGUUUCGCUACUUUCAAGAGCAACUUGAAGGUUAUCGAUGAGAAGAACAGAGAUGCUGCUUCCCGUAAAUCCUCAGUUAGAUUCGGUGUCAACGAAUUUGCUGAUCUCUCACAAUCUGAAUUCCGUGCUACCUACUUGAACUCUGUCCAAGCUGUCCGUGAUCCAAAUGCCGCCGUCGCUGCCGAUCUCCCAGUUGAGGAUCUCCCAACCGCUUUCGAUUGGCGUACCAAGGGUGCCGUCACUGGUGUCAAGAACCAAGGUCAAUGUGGUUCCUGUUGGUCAUUCUCUACCACCGGUAACGUUGAGGGUCAAUGGUUCUUGGCUGGUAACACUUUGACUGGUUUGUCCGAGCAAAACUUGGUCGACUGUGAUCACGAAUGUAUGGAAUAUUUGGGUGACAAUGUUUGUGACCAAGGUUGCAACGGUGGUCUCCAACCAAACGCCUACACCUACAUCAUCAAGAACGGUGGUAUCGACACUGAAGCCUCAUACCCAUACCAAGGUGUUGAUGGUACCUGUUCAUUCAAGGCUGCCAACAUUGGUGCCAAGAUCUCCAACUGGACUUACGUCUCAUCCAACGAAACUCAAAUGGCCGCUUACUUGGUUGCCAACGGUCCAUUGGCUAUUGCUGCCGACGCCGUCGAAUGGCAAUUCUAUUUGGGUGGUGUAUUCGAUGUUCCAUGUGGUAACACUUUGGAUCACGGUAUUUUGAUUGUUGGUUACUCUGCUGAGAACACCAUCUUCCACAAGGACAAGGCAUACUGGAUUGUUAAGAAUUCCUGGGGUGCCACCUGGGGUGAGCAAGGUUACAUUUAUAUUAGUCGUGGAAACGGAGAGUGUGUAUCAAAAACAACUUCAACACCAACACCAAAAGCAACUCUAUCAACAACUCCAACAACAACCUUGACCUCAACCAAUACCAAGAAGGGAGAAACAAAAUCUGAUUCAGAAAUAGAUAUUGAUGUGAUAGAAACUUCAGAAAAAGAUUCUUAUUUAACCUCCGAGUCCCCUUUUAGUAUUCAAGAAAAGAAACUAUUAUCCAAUUGCCUAUGUCCUUUGUGCUUAAAACAAGUAGUUUUCAUAUCAAAAAACAAAUACAAACCAGAUACAGUUAAGAUGGCUAUCUUUUGUUUAUAUAUGCUAAAGAAGCACAAUUAUCGUUUCGACAGGAAUGAAAUUAUAGAAUUUAUCAAGGACCAUUGGGAAUUCUUUAAAAUCAAUAGAGUUAAAUAUGUGUGGUAUGAUCCUAGAGCUAAAUAA